CCGCGCCGGCUCGCCCGCGCCGCGCCCGACGGCGACGCUGGCCUCGAGGCGCCCCCGACCAAGCCGCCCGCGCCGCAGCCCGGCCCCCGCCCCGCCAAGCCCGAACGCGGCAGCGCCGGCGGCGGCCCCGAGGAGCCCCCGCCCCAGCCGGAGCUCCCGCCCCAGCUGCGGCGCCUGGUGGCGCUGCUCGUCGAGUACGGCGGCGUCUACGGCACCGCCGCGUGCCUCUUCGGCUUCUUCCUGAAAAUCGACCCCUUUGGCGGCUUCCAUUGGGAACCCCAGGAUGCCCUUUUGGGGGUCAAGCUGUUUGCGCCGCUGCUGGUUUUCGAUGCGCUC
Messenger RNA from Monoraphidium neglectum, 336 nucleotides. RefSeq lists its product as hypothetical. The annotation marks the transcript as partial. Lineage: Eukaryota; Viridiplantae; Chlorophyta; Chlorophyceae; Sphaeropleales; Selenastraceae. The record is from RefSeq and is a predicted model, not a curated record. The transcript has a single exon.